AAUUCUUGAAUUUCUAAAAGUUUGUGUUAAGAUGUAUUUUUUUAUUCCAGAUAUGCCUCGGCGUAAUGACAGUAUGCGCGUCGUGCGCGAAAGCCUUCUUCUGGAGUUCAGGCGCACCAACUACCCAGCAGCGCACCGUACAGGCCUACCCGUUACCGGCGUACUACCCCAGAUAUAUGCAGAUGUCGCCGCCCGUCGACGAUCGACAGCCCGUGCCGCUACCGGCGAUACCGAUCCAGAUGCCGCUGCACGCGUCUCUGUCGCCGACGCCGAACGUCCAAAACGUGCAGCUCGUGCCGUGCAUUUGUCCGAUCUCGUCGGACGUCGAGUACGACAAGUCGAUCGAGAACGCAGCGGCGUACGUCAACCAAAAGAAUCAACAAACAUGAAUGUCCGCGCAAUGUAAUUUAUUGUAAUUGUACGUGUUAAAACAGUAAAGUAUGCCCCUCGAUGAGGUCAGUUA
Photinus pyralis (common eastern firefly) is the source of this 463-nucleotide messenger RNA. RefSeq lists its product as uncharacterized. The coding region runs from base 66 to 389 and encodes 107 amino acids. The transcript has 2 exons. NCBI's taxonomy places the organism in Eukaryota, Metazoa, Arthropoda, Insecta, Coleoptera, Lampyridae. The record is from RefSeq and is a predicted model, not a curated record.